Messenger RNA from Gossypium arboreum, 1072 nucleotides. RefSeq lists its product as uncharacterized. Lineage: Eukaryota; Viridiplantae; Streptophyta; Magnoliopsida; Malvales; Malvaceae. Bases 248 to 856 code for a protein of 202 amino acids. The transcript has a single exon. The record is from RefSeq and is a predicted model, not a curated record. Gene Ontology annotation, cellular component: plasma membrane.
AAGUGACCUUAGAUUCCUUAAUAGAGUGGUUAUUGCUAUUAGAGUAUACACGCUUUAGAUGUAGGAAAGGAAGAUACUUCCCUGCCAAUUAGAGCUAAUUUAUAUCUUGCCAAUCUUGAGACGCCUAAAACAGAGCAUCCAUACCCCUCCCAGUAUAUUACUUCAAUUGUGUUCCUAAAACCAUAACUUAAAGAAGAAAAAUCCUCCGAAUGUUGACACUGAUUGAUGAUCAGACACUCCCAACCAAAUGGCCCCAAAAUCAAAGUUCUCAACUAGUCGGGAACGAGCAACCCAUCCGCUGGUGUGGUGUGGUGCUAUCAUCUGCACCAUCUUGACCAUAGCAGUCAUCAUAGGAGGCAUCGUUACCUUCAUAGGAUACUUAGUUAUACAUCCCAGGGUGCCGUACGUCAGCGUCAUGGAUGCUUACCUUGACCAUAUCCAGAUUGAUUAUGCGGGUAUUCUGGAAAUUCAGGUAACCAUACUAAUUCGAGCCAAGAAUGGGAACGAAAAGGCGCAUGCAAGCUUCUCGGAUUCGAGUUACAGCCUAAGCUUGAAUAGGGAAGUGGUAGCGCAGCUGGUCGCACCACCCUUUGAAGUAGGUAAGAACAGUUCGGUUGAUUUUAAUUAUGUAGUGCCAUCUUCACCCAUACCCUUAAGACCAGAUCAAGCAGAGGAUGUGGACGCGGGUUUGAAGAAAGAUUUGAUUAUAUUCGAUUUGAAAGGCAGUAGCAGGGUGAGAUGGCGAAUAGGGAGCCUGGGUUCAGUUAGGUACUUGUGUCGUCUCGACUGCCAGUUGCGUUUCCAUCCUUUGAAUGGAACUUACAUUCCUUCGCGCUGUAGUUCCAAGGCCAAAUAAUUUCCUCCUUUUUUUUUUUGUUCUAUAUACAUACAUCUACAUUGAAUAGUGAAGCCUUUCCAUUUUCUUUUGUAUGCUCUGUUCUGUACAUGCACCAAAGCAACGACAAAAGUUGUUUAAUUAGGUAUGUUUCUUAGGUAACACUAGAUUGAAUGCUUAUAUGUAAGACAAUCAACUCCAGAAAAACAAAUAAAAUCAAUGUGGAAUUCUUGUUCA